Cyclocybe aegerita is the source of this 978-nucleotide messenger RNA. The record is from the annotation of a GenBank genome assembly. Lineage: Eukaryota; Fungi; Basidiomycota; Agaricomycetes; Agaricales; Hemipholiotaceae.
AUGAGCCUGAAAGCAUAUUUUCUCUUGCCCAUUUACAUCCUUUCUGAGUUCUUGUUCCUCGCCCUGACCCUUCCAUCUUUUGAAUGUUCUCGUGCGGUCCAGACACCGGAUUCCGGUAGAUUGCACACCGUUGAAUCUCAAUUCCUGCACUCACGACGCGUCAACAUGAGCCAAUACGAAUCCAACUUCUAUGGUGGAGGAGGAGGAUAUCUACAAGGAGGCUCUCCAUUCAGCCAGAGUGGGAGUCCAGGUGGAGUCAGGAGAACGGAAAUAUCGAACUCUCUGAGGCCGUUCACCAUCGCUCAACUCAAUAAGGCGACACAAGCGCAUACAGACGCCGAGUGGAGGGUGGAUGAUGUGGAGGUUGGCCAGGUGACGGUGGUUGCGCAAGUUGUCACUAUCAACAGGCAAGCGACCAACUGUGUCUAUCUAAUCGACGACGGGACUGGUCAGAUCGAAGCGCGGCACUGGGUGGACUCGAAUGAAGAUGAGGGUUCAAAAUGGGGUGGAAUUCAAGAACAACGCUACGUCCGAGUCACUGGAGGACUGAAAGCUUUCGGCAAGAAAAGGUACAUCAACACCAUCCACAUUCGCGACGUGAAGGAUCCCCAUGAAAUCUACUUUCAUACCCUCGAAACAAUCACCGUCAGCCUGAUUCAUGAACGCGGCCCUCCCAACCAAAAUGCCCAACAAAAGGCUGAUGGUUCCGGGAGCAGCAUGAAUGCGUACUCAGCACAAGCUGCGUCUGGUGGUCUAAGCGAUCAAUUUGCCCACCUUCCACCCUUACAGCGGGCCAUCUUGAAGUUUAUUAUCGACCAGCCACCGCGGGACGAAGGUAUUCAUGUUGCUCUCAUUGCCAAAGCCAUCGGUGCAAGUCCCGAGGACGCAAACAAAAUCGGUGCUGCAUUGGAUAAGCUGAUGGACGAAGGCCAUGUGUAUACCACGAUCGAUGAUUCUCACUUCAAUGUGUCACUUUAA